Molecule: messenger RNA, 1556 nt
Organism: Alternaria alternata
Lineage: Eukaryota; Fungi; Ascomycota; Dothideomycetes; Pleosporales; Pleosporaceae
Exons: 4
Coding region: 171-1421 (416 amino acids)
Source: RefSeq, a predicted model, not a curated record
CUCAGCACACCGGUCACGGCGUUUCCGUACCCCGCCCGGCUGACAAGAGGCUUGUUCCAAUCACAUCUUCACAGCCUCCCUCAACCGUAAGAGCCGAGCCUACGAGGACAGUGAAUAACCUCGUCCAAGCCGAUGUUGUUCAGAGGGCGUUGUUAGCACACCAUCGUAUCAUGUCGUUGAUAUCUUCUCCUAGCUGUACUUCUCAGGAUAUACAAGCUAUGGUAGUAGCGACCUCCGUUAGCCGAAACAUCUCCAGCGGCAAUGCUGUUCAAAUCAACGGGCCUGUGGCAGAUAAGGUCUAUAAUCUUAACUUCAAGACUCUAGUUGUGUCUCCAGACUGCAAGUGCGGCUGGGGUACAGAGAUAGUCUCGUCUGGGAACGAAUCAGCACUACCGAGUAGAUGCGCGGCGAAGAUGCCGAACAAGAGCAAAGUACUCAAGACUCCAUCUUCGUCGAAAGUGUCCGGGAAAUUUACUGUACAAUUGCCAGCUGAAGUAUUCGCUGUUCUCGCCGCGAUUCAAGCUACCACUCAACUCGUGGAACAAGCCUUUCGAAUUGUCGAUCGCCUCCGCAAGGCGCAUAGUCGUCAAAAAGCUCUGGCUGAUGUCUUGACCCGACACCGUAGCGAACUCGAAAGCAUCAAAGCGAUCAUCGGUAUUAUAGAUGAUGAGGAAGAUUUGCAAAUCCCUACUGUGGCUACAGAACUAGUCCGACUGCAAGGCGUUCAAGUCAGGCUGGCCGAAUUGCUUGAGAACCUGGAUCCGAAGAUGACAAGUAAGAUGAAUCAGAUUGCACGCCAGCUGACGUCUGGCUCGGCAGACGAGAAGAAACUGGGUGACAUUAUGGAUGAGUUGGUUCAAGUAAAGACGAUGCUUGUGUUGCGGAUCCAAGUCGCCCAUGUCGGAGUGAUACGUACCAUAGGGAAAGAAGCCGUGGUCAAUGCUGAAGCGAUACAGCGAAUCGAUGAGUAUUUAAGGGAGCACGUCCAUAAUUGCGAAGGCCUCAAAAUCGCGAAAUUAUUGAAGGGCCGACGUCCGUCAAAUGAUGGCACUGUGCCAUUAACUCUUGCGGACCUCAAGGCUCUGAACAACGAAGCUAAUGGCGAGGGCGAAGAUAGCGGCGACGAGACGCUUGUUGACGAUUCUGAGACGUCGCCACGAGAUUUGCCGGUCAAGACGGAGCGCAUUAUUACACGCAACAUAGCGCGCAACCAGGCUCUUCAGAUUAAUGCUGCAGUUAUAGAGGACCUUUGGAAAGACGUGAACCAUCUCAAGAUUCAUGACAACGUCGCCGAAGACGAGAGUACGCAGGUCAACUAUGCCAUGAACCGCGAGGUGUUUUCGAUGUUAUUUGAGCAACGGAACAAGGUCGUAGCAGCGCCCCGACAGAGGACGGCAGUGCGCGCCAAGAGAGCGUCUUGAGGGUCUAGGACGGUGGAAGUUUUAGAUUCAGCGAGUAUUUAUUCUUCGCAGAAAGCGGAAGAGUGCCGCGUGUUGAUAAUCGAACAAAUUCCUCACGUAUGAGGUUACGGUAGAACGAAUUACAUUGUUUAACGG